AUGGAAUAUCGCUUGUGGUUGGCUGGGAAAGAGCAGGAUGGGAAUGCAGACCUCAUCCCAAUUGAGGAUCCAGCAACCGGGGAAAUCUUCGCGCAAUGUCACGCAGCCUCCGCUGAGGAUGUAGAGGCUGCCGUCUCCGCCGCUCAAGCAGCAUACAAGUCCGGCAUAUGGUCGCGUGCGAGUCGUCACCAUCGCGCAGAUGUGCUGGAUAAAUGCGCCACGCUUCUCUCCGAUGCCCUUCCCGAAUUUAUCUCAACAGAGUCGAAGCAGACAGGUCGAGUCAUUCGGGAAAUGAAGGCCCAAGUCCCAUCGUUAACAAGAUGGUUCAAAUACUAUGCCUCGCUAUUGAGAGUCGAAGAGCGAUCUGUUCUCCCAACGAUGGGAAAACUGCAUAACUUUGUCGAUCGAGUGCCUCUCGGAGUGGUCGUUCAGAUCACCCCGUUCAAUCACCCAUUGUUGAUUGCCGUGAAGAAACUCGCCCCAGCGCUUGCCGCUGGAAACAGUGUUAUCAUUAAGCCUAGCGAGCUUACUCCAUUGACAACCCUAAUGCUGGGCAAGAUUCUUGGCCAAGCGGGUAUUCCCGAUGGUGUGCUGAGCGUCUUACCUGGGUAUGGAGCCAUCACCGGCAAAGCGCUGGUUGAGCACCCCUUGGUGAGAAAGGUGGAUGUGACUGGCGGCACCGCGGCCGGUAGAGCAAUUGGAAAGAUUGUCGGAGGAAAUCUAGCAAAAUACACUGCCGAACUGGGUGGAAAGGCGCCCUUGGUCGUGUUUGAGAAGGCCAAUAUCGAUACCGCGAUCAACGGGAUCGUCUUUGGAAGCUUCAUCGCAAGUGGACAAACCUGUGUGGCCAGUACCAGGAUUAUUGCCCAAAACACGAUAAUGGAAGAGCUGUUGCAGAAGCUCAAAGCCAAGAUCGAGAGCAUUACGCGACGCAUUGGGGCUCCGAGCAAUCCUGAAUCAACUAUGGGACCGCUUAUCUCGGAGAAGCAGUUGCGCAAUGUGGAGCGUCUAGUGAAUAGCGCCCUUGAUGGAGGAAAUGCGGUUUCUCUUGUCGGCGCAAAGCGAAUAGCUUCUCAAAGUCUGCUUGAUGGGUUCGACUUCGAAAAGGGAUACUUCUAUGAACCCACGCUACUUGCAUCCGGCAAAGAAAGCAACAGCAUUGUCAAAACAUCUAUUUGGCGCGAGGAGGCAUUCGGUCCUGUUAUUGUUGUCGCCGGCUUCGACACCGAGGAAGAAGCAAUCGCCUUGGCAAAUGAUACCGAAUUUGGAUUGGGGGCUGGUGUAUGGACACUGGACCUUCCCCAGGCCUUCCGGGUCUCCGAGCAAAUUGACGCCGGAAUUACCUGGGUGAACACCCAUCAUCGAAAUGAUCCCAGCAGUCCAUGGGGAGGUGCAAAGUCUGCAAGUGGAGUUGGGAGUGAGAACGGGAUUGAGGCGUAUCAUGCGUAUACAACAUCGAAAAGCACGAUUAUCAACUUUGCCUCUCCUGAUGAGUCUCUGGCUGCAGAUGACUGGUUUGGAGAUGGUUCUAAGAACGUUCGAUACGGUUGA
This is a messenger RNA of Penicillium paradoxum, 1551 nucleotides long. Its product is annotated as Aldehyde dehydrogenase C-terminal. Lineage: Eukaryota; Fungi; Ascomycota; Eurotiomycetes; Eurotiales; Aspergillaceae. Gene Ontology annotation, molecular function: aldehyde dehydrogenase (NAD+) activity. The transcript is spliced from 3 exons. Bases 1 to 1551 code for a protein of 516 amino acids. The record is from RefSeq and is a predicted model, not a curated record.